This is a messenger RNA of Lactuca saligna, 2315 nucleotides long. Lineage: Eukaryota; Viridiplantae; Streptophyta; Magnoliopsida; Asterales; Asteraceae. The record is from the annotation of a GenBank genome assembly.
CCUUGACCCGAAUCAAAACACCCCUUAUCCGGCUUCUUAGAAGUGGGUUCCGGGGUAAGAAUGGGCAAGAAUACUCCAUGUCUCCUCCCCACUGCUCACAGGAGGCCACCUGGUUCCUAACGUGUCACUACCUCUAGCCUCAACCCAACCGCCUCCGACCACCGUUUCUCCAAACUUGCUUCAGCUCUUUCCCUUCGAUCAUUAUCCUCACAUUCUCUUCCCACUUUUCUAUUCACCGUCGUUAGUAUUAGCCCCUUUAACCCAAUCAUCUUCCACCGAUGAGGGAUAAUGCGGUUGCAUCUUUGAACCGGCAAGUUUUUGCAGUAAUUAAACGAAGAGCUUUCCACAAUGGUCGUUCAUUUGGGGGUGUUCCCUGCAGAAGUUUUUCCACAAGAUUCUCUAGUGUUCAUGGCGAGAAACCAUCAGCAGAGUAUGCCAAAUUGAGGAAAGAAUCACUGGAAAGUGAAUUUGGAAAUGCACUUACUUCUAGAUCCAAACGUCUCUCCAUGUACUACAGUUUUGGCCCUUUUUUAGCAUUGUAUAGAGCAGCAUAUAUUUCAUACGAGGUCUUCAAGCUUACUUUGGCUCAUUUUUUUGUUCAUGACAUUAAAAAACGGUCAGCAAAGUUUUGUGAUACCCUCAUCCGCUUAGGUCCUUUUUAUAUCAAGUUAGGACAAGCUCUAAGCACAAGACCAGAUAUUCUGCCUUCUGUAUAUUGUAAUGAACUUGCUAAACUACAGGAUCAAAUACCUCCAUUUUCAACCAAGGUUGCGAUUCGUUCUAUUGAAUCCCAGUUGGGUGUUCCUAUUUCAGAAAUCUUUUCAGACAUCAGCCCAGAACCUAUGGCUGCAGCAUCUUUAGGCCAAGUGUAUAAAGCUCAUUUGCAUACAGGGGAGCUAGUAGCUGUAAAGGUACAAAGACCUGGUAUGUCACUUUCUUUGACCCUUGAUGCCUUGUUAUUUAACAUGAUUGGGGGCCAAUUAAAGCGAUUUGCCAAAGCAAGGAAGGAUAUAAUAGUAGCAGUUAAUGAAACAGUGAGGCACAUGUUUGAAGAGAUUGAUUACAUACUUGAAGGACAAAAUGCUGAAAGAUUCGAUUCUCUUUAUGGUUUUCGCUCCACCAAAGAGGUGGAGACUUCUCUGAAGGAAGAAAGAUGGGUUAAAGUUCCAAAAAUAUACUGGAACUUUACGCGAAAAGCUGUGCUUACAAUGGAAUGGAUUGAUGGUAUUAAGCUUAAUAAUGAAGCUGCAUUAAAGACAUUUGAUUUAAACCGAAAAGAACUGAUAGAUAAGGGAUUGUAUUGUUCGUUGAUGCAAUUACUUGAAGUGGGUUUUUUUCAUGCGGAUCCUCAUCCGGGUAAUCUUGUUGCUACUAAAGAUGGUGCUCUUGCUUACUUUGACUUUGGGAUGAUGGGAGACAUUCCACGUCACUAUCGUGUUGGACUUAUCCAAGUGCUUGUACACUUUGUCAACCGUGACUCUUUGGGUUUAGCCAAUGAUUUUCUCUCACUUGGAUUCAUUCCAGAAGGAACCGAUAUGCUUUUGGUUGCAGAUGCACUUAAAUUAUCUUUUGGUGAUGGCACCCGACAAUCCCAAGAUUUCCAGGCGAUUAUGAACCAACUUUAUGAUGUUAUGUAUGAAUUCAACUUCUCUCUUCCUCCUGACUAUGCAUUGGUGAUAAGAGCAUUGGGAUCACUCGAAGGGACAGCAAAAACAUUAGACCCGGAAUUUAAAGUUGUUGAAAGCGCAUACCCUUUUGUGAUUGGACGGCUUCUUGCGGACCCCAGUCCCGACAUGAGAAAAAUCUUAAGAGAACUCCUUAUCUGUAAUGAUGGUUCCAUACGAUGGAAUCGCCUAGAACGCCUGGUGGCGGCGAUAUCUAUAUCUGAAAAGACAGAUGGAGAAGAUAAGGAUGCUAAUAAAUCCUCAAGUCCACUUGAGUGGAAGUCUUUUGACAUGAAUGCUGUUGUUUCUGCUACAGAAGAUCUUUUUAAGUUUAUUUUAUCCGAAAAGGGUUUCAGAGUGCGACUUUUUAUCGUUCGUGAUAUACUAAAAGUUGCGGAUAUUUUUCUUGAAGAUGAAGUUGCUUCUUGUAUGUUUGAUGAGAAUUGUGAUACAGGACAUACGACCGAAUCAGAGGGGCAUGCAACUAUCGAAAGGGUAGUUAGUGGAAUUUGUUAUUUUUGGCAAGCUGUGAAAAUGGCACCGGAUGUAUGGACAGCUAUGCUGAUACGCAUGGCGUUGAAUCCUGAGGAUUCCAGUCACAUUGUGGAUUUGUGCAUCGAGAUUUCUCCACAAAUUGUAAUCAAGGGAUGA